This is a messenger RNA of Ctenocephalides felis (cat flea), 1334 nucleotides long. It is a transcript of the gene Rad9, whose product is annotated as cell cycle checkpoint control protein RAD9A. Gene Ontology annotation, cellular component: checkpoint clamp complex. The coding region runs from base 114 to 1334 and encodes 406 amino acids. Gene Ontology annotation, biological process: DNA replication checkpoint signaling; DNA repair; mitotic intra-S DNA damage checkpoint signaling. The transcript is spliced from 5 exons. NCBI's taxonomy places the organism in Eukaryota, Metazoa, Arthropoda, Insecta, Siphonaptera, Pulicidae. The record is from RefSeq and is a predicted model, not a curated record.
UAUAACAUUUAAUGUAAAUAACUAUAUCUACGUUUUUAAAUAUUCGAAGUUAUAUUAUAAUCCGUGCAUUCGGUUGUUUGCGUUACGUACAUUUUGCAUUUUAGUUUUUAUGAAUGAUGAAGUGUACUGUUCCAGGUUCAAAUGCAAAAAUUAUGGGAAGAGCACUGCACGCUUUGUCACGUAUUGGGAAUGUAUUAUAUAUAGAACCAGGUAUCGAAGGAUUAUCUUUUAAGGCGGUGAAUUCUGUGAAGUCGGCAUAUGCUGUUAUAAAUUUUUUACCGAACUUUUUUACGGAUUAUAACCUGGAUAAUUCAAGCGAAGAAGUAAGACAAAGCAUGAAGUGCAAAAUAGCCAUCAAAUCUUGUCUGUCGCUCUUCAAGAUAUCAAAUCUGGGAAAAAAGGUAGAAAGUUGGCAGAUAAAAUUCGAUAUGAGGAAUUCCAAAAUAGUAUUUUUUGUAAAAUGUCGUAAUGAUGUUAUUAAAACGCAUUAUUUGCCAAUAUUGGAUAGUGAUUCUCUUCAAGCUUCCUAUGCAAAAGAGAACAUAGUGAAUUCAUUAGUCUUUAGAACAAAUGUUUUGCUAGAAGCUAUGAAUAAUUUUCAAGCAACUGAAGAAGAUGUGACCGUUGAUGUAAGAUCAGAAUGUCUAUUUCUAAGGAAUUAUGAGGAAUGGAGUAUUAAAAAUAAAAUAUUAAAGACUGAAUUGAAAAUGACGUCCAAUGAAUUUGAGGAAUAUAGGAUCGACUAUGACACAGUAAUAUCAUUUUCAAUGAAAGAAUUCCGAGCUAUUUUGAAUUUUGCCGAAUUUCUUGAUUUGCCAGUUAAAUUUAAUUUUGAAACGACUGGAGUCCCGGUUAUUUUUACCAUUUCAAAUGAUUCUACUUUCGAAGCUAAUUUUGUGAUGGCUACUUCAGAACCUGAUAAUGAAGAUGAUAUUAGUAGCAGGGCUCAAACUUCGGAGAGAAAUGAAAGUAAUUUUUCUGCUGCUAGCAAAACUAAAAGAAAAGAUAAAAAUAAUGUGGGAUCGUCUGGAGAUGUUUUGUUUAAUUUUCAAAAUAAAGUGUCUCAAAACUCGUGCCCACAAUAUGAUCAAGUUCAGUUUACAGAAUCUUUGCCAAAUUUCUCGGAACAAAUUAGUUCUGAAAUUAGAGAUGAUUCACUUCCUGUUAAUGACGAACUUGUAAAGUCAAAUGUAAUUCCAGCUUCUCCUCAAUGUGAUAAAUAUGAUAAAAUCAUAAAAAAAGUAUUUAAACGAUGUUUUGAAGCAACUUAUAAUCCAUCCAAUGAUAGACCGAAUGAAAAUGAAAUAUUAGCAGAAGAUUCAGAUGUUGAAUAG